UCCUUCACGUAAAAGGUGUCGCAAGUCGCAGUAGCAUUUUGUUCGGCAUAACCUAACCACGACUGUUCGUAAAGUCCCCGCGAAAUACCGCAAUGUUUGGUUUUGGCAAAUAAGCCUCGGAUACAAAGUGAUAAUAUCCCAAGUUUGAAAUAACCGAGUGCGUGUUGUUUUUUUUUAACUGUUUAUGGGUAAAAAGACCUUUCGAAGGAAUUGAAUAAGAAUACCUGCAUCAGCAAAAACAAUUGGUAUGAGGUGGAAAAUAUCUGCGCUAUGGACUGUCCUUUUCUGCGCUACUUGCCUUACCUCAGCACAAGAUACAAAUCAAUUUAGGUAUAACCCUUCAAGUGUGCCCCCCACUGAUCAAUUUAGAGGAAAUCAGCAUCCAGACCCGCAAUAUGGCGGCGGUCCAGAUCAUAAUUCUCUGGAUCCUUCUGAACCUUAUGGGAGAGAUAGAGAUCACUAUAGUGAUCCUGGGAAUCUCGAUUAUAAUACACCUUAUAAAAAUCCUUCGGAAUAUGAUCGGCGGCAGCAACAUUCCACUAUCAUUAAAGAGGCCACCUAUUUUAUAGUAGCUUCGAGACUAGUACGUCCAGGUCAAUUGUACAGGGUGUCUGUCACGAUCUUAAAAGAAAAGCAGCCUCUGAGUGUUAGAGCGUCAAUUUCUCGAAAUGGCGUUGAAAUGUCCUCAGAUGUAAAAGCUGUUAAGGAGGGAAUCCCAGAGACUCUUCUAAUGAGGGUGCCUAAAACUAGUGCUAUAGGGGAAUAUAAGUUAAAAGUGGACGGCCUUUAUGACGAUAUUUGGGGAGGCGUUGCUUUCACCAAUGAAACCGAACUUGCUUUUUCACAAAGGUCCAUGACUAUAUUUAUACAAAUAGAAAAGCCUGUAUAUAUGCAAGGGGAGACAGUUCGUUUUCGGACCAUACCCAUUAAUACUGAACUAAAAGCCUUUGACGAAGCGAUUGACGUAUAUAUGUUAGAUCCUAGUGGGCAUAUUAUGAAGCGUUGGCUUUCAAGACAGUCCAACUUAGGUACCGUUAGCUUGGACUACCAACUUUCAGAUCAGCCUGUCUUCGGUGAAUGGAGAAUUAAAGUGGUGGCGCAAGGGCAAGUAGAAGAAUCUACUUAUAUGGUGGAAGAAUAUUAUCAAACACGUUAUGAGGUUAAUGUAACUAUGCCUGCUUUCUUUCUAAAUACGGAUCCAUAUAUUACUGGAAUCAUAAUGGCGAAUUAUACCAGUGGCGCUCCUGUGAGGGGUAAUCUAACACUAAAAGCCUCUGUCAGACCCAUUCGACCAAUCGAUGUAAAUAGAAUGUUAAAGAAAAAUAGACCCAGACCCAUAGAAAGUAAUUUGUACGACCAUUUUGGUCAUAAUGAUUUUUGGAAGGCUGAUAAUUAUGGGCCAGAUAUUAACCAAUACGGCAGUAAUCCAUACGAUGGUCCCUAUGGAAACAGAUAUGACAGUUACUAUGGAGAUUAUGACAUCUAUAAUAAGCCCAUUAUAGAGACAUAUUAUAACUUUCAAGAGGAGUUACCCCCAUGGAUGCCACAACCACAAUAUCUGGAAGCGGUACCUAGUUUGAAAUUUUUUUAUGGUACCUGUGAGUUCAAAUUUCCAUUACGGGAUCUUUUGGCCAAGGUUCCUCAUCAAGAAGGUUUAGAAGUCGUUAUAACAGCCGCAGUUGGUGAUAGAUUUUUAGAUGAAAUCAUCGAGGGUUAUUCCACAGCUAGAAUUUUUAACUCUUCUGUUAAACUAAGAUUCAUGGGGGAUUCUCCGCAAGUUUUUAAACCUGGAAUGCCAGUUACUUCUUAUUUAGUAGCUUCUUAUCAUGACGGAUCACCUCUUUCGAAAGAAAGUCUCGCAAAUAGCUACCUGGAAGUAAACGCUUUUGUGGAAAAAAGAGGAGGUGGAAGACUCGACCUUAGACCGAUGAACCUAUAUAUGAUGGAUUCACAACCUGGUAUUUGGGAGUAUUACAUUGACUUGCAGAGUGAGUUAGGAAUUUCGGGGGCAAGAGAAUUCGAGGAGCUAGCCCAAAUGCACUCGUUAAAAAUUCACGCCACUUUAAGGGAUGAUUUUACCAAUCAGCAUUCAAGUGCGGAAAUGUUGAUGUUAGCACAUCAUAGUAUUAAUGAUCAACAUAUACAGGUCACUACGAGCACUAAUAACCCUAGGGUAGGCGAAUUCAUGGUGUUCCACAUACGCGCAAACCACUUUAUCAAAAAAAUUAACUAUCUUAUCAUAGCAAAGGGUAUAAUUUUACUGACGAGUGACCACGAUAUGAAUGCUCAUGUCACCAGUAUGGCGUUGGCUCUAAGCGCUGAAAUGGCGCCAGUAGCCACUAUUGUAGUGUGGCACGUGGGUGAAUAUGGUGAUUUGACUGUUGACAGUUUAACGUUCUCUGUUAAUGGUAUCAGCAGGAACAAGUUCCAGGUUAUGAUCAAUAACAAGAAAGCUAGAACUGGCCAUAAAGUUGAAGUGGUAAUCUACGGAGAACCAGGAUCUUAUGUGGGUCUUUCUGGAAUAGACAGAUCAUUCUAUACUAUGCAGGCUGGAAAUGAAUUGACAUACGCAAAGGUAAUUACUAAAAUGAUGACAUUUGACGAACGUUUAAACGGCACUCGACGUCAUGGCUGGAUGUCACACGAAGGCUAUCCCGACGAACUAGUAUAUUUUCCCACGGGCACUUACGGUAUAGAUGUAAAUAGAACAUUUGAAUAUGCUGGUCUUGUUGUUUUUAGUGAUUUUGAGUUACCAAGAAGGCCUACGUUUUGCAACGAGUCAUUAGGUUAUAGAGAAUGUCUGAAUGGAAGAUGCUAUAGAUUGGACUUAAGAUGCAAUUUUAUCAAAGACUGCGAAGAUGGGACUGAUGAAGCAGGAUGUACUUAUGAAAAUAGCACUGAGCUAGCCUUGUUUAGAAAAUUCAGGUUCAACCGUGUUCAAAGGCAAUAUGAAAACGUUUGGGUGUGGAAGGACGUAAAUAUUGGACCCCAUGGAAGAUAUAUUUUUAAUGUCGACGUACCAGCUCGACCGGUACACUGGAUGGUUUCUGCAUUUUCCAUGAGUCCCACAUCAGGAUUUGGAAUGUUACAGAAAGCAAUAGAAUACGUUGGAGUUUUGCCAUUUUAUAUUAAUGUUGAGAUGCCCAAUACUUGUAUGCAAGGAGAACAAGUAGGAAUAAGAGUAACUGUAUUUAACUACAUGGAAGAUGAGAUGGAAGCCACCGUAGUCCUUAAGGGAUCUCAGGACUAUAAGUUUGUCCAUGUGGAAGAAAAUGGUUUUGUAAGGGCCUACAAUCCUAGAACAUCAUUUGGAGAGCAUCAGUUUUUUAUAUUUAUUAACGCCCAAGAUGCCGCGCAAGUCUAUAUUCCAAUUGUUCCAACUAGACUAGGAGAUAUUUAUGUUACCAUCUAUGCAUCUACUCUUAUAGGAAAGGAUGAAGUUACUAGAAAACUUCACGUUGAUUCAGACGGUAUACCACAACACAGACACCAAUCUGUGCUCUUGGACUUGAGCAAUAGGGCAUAUAUGUUCCAGUACAUGCAUGUUAAUAUUACUGAAACUCCUAUAAUACCUUAUGAAUAUGAUAGGUACUAUGUAUAUGGAUCAAAUAAAGCCAGAAUAUCAAUAGUUGGUGAUGUAGUGGGUCCAAUAUUCCCUACUAUGCCAGUAAAUGCAACUUCAUUAUUGCAUCUCCCUAUGGAUUCCGCUGAACAAAAUAUAUUUUCAUUCGCUGCAAAUAUGUACACACUAUUAUACAUGCGAUAUACUCAGCAGAAGAACAAAACCUUGCAAAAACUCGCUUUCCAUUAUUUAAAUAUAGGAUAUCAAAGGCAAUUGAGCUUUAUGCAACCCGACGGUAGCUUUUCCACUUUUAGGAGUGACUGGAACAAUUCAGCUCCAUCAGUGUGGCUAACGGCGUAUUGCGCCAGAAUUUUACAGGAAGCUACUUUCUAUGAGUGGGAAAAUUAUAUUUACAUUGAUCCCAUUGUAAUAUCCAAGGCAGUUGAGUGGGUGCUUAACCGCCAAACUGAGGACGGAUCAUUUUAUGAAACCACUUGGAUUCCAGACCGAAAGUACAAUUCUUCUUUAAACUUUGAUACUAAUGACUAUUAUAAAGCGCAACGAAAUAUUACACUGACUGCUCAUGUACUUAUUACAUUAGAGAGUGUUAAGGACUUAACAAGUGGUUUAAGUUCCCGAGUAGCUAUAGCAGCGAAAAAAGCCAUUUCUUGGUUAGAAAGAAACAUGGACUUAAUAGAAACCAAAGGACAAGCUUUCGACACAGCUAUUGUAGCUUAUGCACUUAUGAAAAAUAAAGCUUCCGUUGCAGAGAGAGCAUAUUUGGCUCUCUCAACAAAGGGCAUUUUUGAAGGAGGGUUAAUGUAUUUUGCAAGAAAACGAAUACCACAACCACCAUUUAAAUUAGAAAACCAAAGGCCAUUUUUGCUCCCAAGGCUACCUUAUGAAUAUGAUAGUGAAAAUAUAGAAGCUACAGCCUAUGCUUUGAUGGUAUAUGUAGAAAGGCAAGAGCUAUGGGUAGAUAACAUUGUAAGGUGGUUAAAUACCCAACGGCUAACAGAGAGUGGAUGGGCCUCGACUUCUGAUACAGCCAACGCUAUGAAAGCCUUAAUAGAAUACACAUCUGCUCAGAGAAUCAGAGAUAUUUCUAGUUUAACGGUGAAAAUAGAAGCGACAUCCUUACCAGGCAAAAGUCAAAUUCUUUACGUUAACGACAAAAACAGAGCCAAUUUGCAAUACAUGGAUAUUCCUAAUGCUUGGGGUACAGUGAAAGUGGAGGCAAGAGGCACCGGAUACGCCAUUCUUCAGAUGCACGUGCAAUAUAACGUCGACAUCGAAAAGUUUCAAACGCAGCCACCAGUUAAAGCGUUUGAUUUAAUUACAAAACAGCAUCCUUACGGCAGGAAUCAGUCUCAUAUCACUUACAUUAGCUGUCAAAGGUGGUCAAAUUUGAACGAAUCUGACCGUUCAGGCCAAGCAGUUCUUGACGUAACUAUACCGACUGGGUAUAUUGUUCAGCAACAGGAUUUGGAUGCGUACGUAAUGUCAAGAAGAAUUAGAAACUUACAGCGAGCCAAGUACCAGGAAAGAAAAGUACUAUUUUAUUUUGAUUAUUUGGACUCUGAAGAUACGUGCGUCCGAUUUACAAUAGAGAGAUGGCAUCCAGUGGCUAAUAUGUCCAGAUAUUUGUCCGCCAGGGUUUAUGACUAUUAUGCCCCAGAACGCUAUAACGAAACCAUAAUAAACGCACAUUCAACCUACAUGUUGGAUAUUUGUCAAGUCUGUGGAAGUUCUCAGUGUCCUUAUUGCUGGAUUUACAACUCAACUACGCAUUUAAAUGCCCAUCUAUUGACAAUUGUUGCUAUCAGCUUCAUAUUAGUGUUUAAAAAUACACGGUAUUACCGUUAGGUUGUUUUCGUUUUGAAUGAAGCUGGGUAGCUAGUGUAUAUUUUUUUGUACAAAGGACUUGGAACAUUUGUAUAGGUAAAAGAGGUAAAAAUUGUUGCCUUUAAAAAAGAAUCGACUGGGUAGCCAUAUCCGCAUAUAAAUAGUCUGAUAUCUCUAUAUAGAUAGAUGUUUUAUACAUAUUUUUUGUAUGUACUGCUUUUAAAAUUACGCCACCAUGUAUUAACUUAUAAUUGCCCUAACAUGUUUUUGGCCUAUUUAAAUAAUUUUCUUAGUUUCAAUAAUUUUUUUAGUUGAAUCUUAUAUCUUGAAUACCUCAAAAAGCAAUUAUUUUUUGUGAUUAGCAGAGAUUACUAUUUUGCUCUAUCACUCGAUGGGAAAAUUGGAUGGAAAAAUAUAUUUUUUGCACAACUAAGCUUAUUCCUUCACAAAAACAUUGUUGCCCAAAAGGCAAGAGCUGCCAAAAAAAUGCUCAUUUAGUCUUAAAAUACCGUCCAUUUGUACUGAUUGUCAUCAGUACUAUUUAUUCUCUCGAUUAUUUAUAUAGACAACCUUAGACUAAAAUUUAUGAUGAAUUAAAAACUAGUAAUUCAAGGCAGUUAGAAAUAAUAGUUUUUGUUGAAUAAUUUUAAAUGUAAUAGUAUCUUCAAAAUUUUACUUUCUGUGCUGUCUUUAGUUUUAAGUUAAAACUCUUUAAUAAAAAUUAGUAUGGAUAGAUCUUUUUAUGUUACAUUAUUUUAAGUGUGAUUUCUUUUUUUAUAUAUUCUAUUCCUGAUCAUAGAUGGUUUGCCCUGCUAGUUACAUCUUUCGCGAUAUUUUUAAUUUGUCUAGUAAUCAUAUGAUUAAUAUUGAUUAUCGUCGAAAUAGGUAGAUAUAAUUCCAUAAAUUAUCAGGAGUAAAAUUACAUUCAUUUUCAUGUUACAUUUUGUGAAUUAUUUUUUAUACUUGUAAAUAUAUUUAUCCGCCACAUACUACUUCUUAAGUUGUGAUAAGCAUUGAGGUUUGUAACAAAGAGAUAAAAUAUGUCGUUCUUUAAUAAAAUAAGGAAUCUCAUUUUUCAUAA
This is a messenger RNA of Anthonomus grandis grandis, 6488 nucleotides long. RefSeq names its product CD109 antigen. The transcript is spliced from 31 exons. Lineage: Eukaryota; Metazoa; Arthropoda; Insecta; Coleoptera; Curculionidae. The record is from RefSeq and is a predicted model, not a curated record. Gene Ontology annotation, molecular function: endopeptidase inhibitor activity; protein binding. Gene Ontology annotation, cellular component: extracellular region. Bases 248 to 5428 code for a protein of 1726 amino acids.